Messenger RNA from Onthophagus taurus, 1888 nucleotides. RefSeq names its product flotillin-2 (gene Flo2). Gene Ontology annotation, biological process: protein localization to plasma membrane; regulation of myoblast differentiation. NCBI's taxonomy places the organism in Eukaryota, Metazoa, Arthropoda, Insecta, Coleoptera, Scarabaeidae. Gene Ontology annotation, molecular function: protease binding. The record is from RefSeq and is a predicted model, not a curated record. Gene Ontology annotation, cellular component: flotillin complex; cytoplasmic vesicle; plasma membrane.
UACUAGCGCCAUCUUUUUUGUAGUAGUAAAAUAAGAUAAUUUACAACCACUAGGUUGUGUUUACGUACGGUUUUUUCGGCAUUUUUGGCUGAUUUUCCCGUAAAUCUAAUCGUUUUUUGUAUGUUGUAGUGACCAAAAGUGUUCCAGAAACUGUUUUAAGUCAGAAAAAUGGGCAACAUUCACACCGUCGGACCCAAUGAGGCUCUCAUCGUAUCAGGUGGUUGUUGUGGAUCGACGAAACGCGUCACGACGGUUGGGGGAUGGGCUUGGGCUUGGUGGUUGGUUACGGACGUCCAAAAACUAUCCCUUGAGGUGAUGACUUUAAAUCCGAUGUGCGAAACCGUCGAAACGGCCCAAGGCGUCCCUUUGACAGUCACCGGGGUCGCCCAGUGCAAAAUAAUGAAGGCUGAUGAGCUGUUGCACACCGCAUCCGAGCAGUUUUUAGGUAAAACUGUCAACGAAAUCAAAUCGACCAUUCUUCAAACGUUAGAAGGACAUCUUCGAGCCAUUUUAGGUACCUUAACCGUGGAGGAAGUUUACCGAGACAGGGACCAAUUUGCAGCUUUAGUCCGUGAAGUAGCAGCUCCGGAUGUCGGCAGAAUGGGAAUCGAAAUCCUCUCCUUUACAAUUAAAGACGUAUACGACGAUGUCCAAUACUUAGCAUCGUUGGGGAAGUCUCAAACAGCUAUGGUUAAAAGGGACGCCGAUGCUGGCGUUGCCGAAGCGAAUAGGGACGCCGGAAUCCGCGAAGCGGAGUGCCAAAAAGCGGCUAUGGACGUUAAAUACUCCACCGACACGAAAAUCGAGGAUAAUUCGAGAAUGUUUAAACUCCAAAAGGCUAAUUUUAAUCAAGAAAUUAACACAGCGAAAGCAGAAGCUCAAUUAGCUUAUGAACUUCAAGCGGCUAAAAUUCGGCAAAAAAUUCGUAACGAAGAGAUUCAAAUCGAUGUUGUUGAAAGAAAAAAACAAAUUGAGGUUGAAACUCAAGAGGUUAUGAGGAAAGAAAGGGAAUUAAACGCGACGGUUCGACUUCCCGCCGAGGCUGAGAGUUAUCGUUUGGAGUUAAUAGCCGAAGGAAAAAGAACUCAGACUGUGCAAUCAGCGAAAGCUGAGGCGGAAAAAAUUCGGUUAAUCGGUGAAGCCGAAGCCACCGCAAUUGGAGCUGUUGGUAAAGCUGACGCCGAGAGGAUGCGUCAAAAAGCUGCCAUUUACAAACAAUACGGUGAUGCGGCGAUUAUGUCGAUUGUUCUGGAGGCGUUGCCGAAAAUUGCGGCGGAAGUGGCGGCCCCGCUUGCAAAAACGGAAGAGAUCGUUUUAAUAGGUGGCUCGGAUACGACCACAUCGGAAAUUUCUAGAUUGGUGGGGCAAAUCCCACCCGCUGUGAAUGCUUUAACGGGGGUUGAUUUAUCAAAGGUUUUGUCGAAAAUUCCUGGAGCACAACAAACAACGGCCGUUAUGUGAAAUUAAAGUUUAAAAUAUAUAUUUCAAAUACUCAGGACUUCGCUGUUCUGUAUGUCUAAUUAUAACGAUGAAAUUAAUUAAGAUUUCAUUAUAAAAAUUAAAAAUCAGUUCGUACAAGUGCCACUGUAGUUGUUUAGAAGGGGGGUGAGAAAUUAAUUAUUUUUGGUUGUUAAUUUUAUGUUAAAUACUUUAAUUUUUAUAUGUAUAUAACAAAUUAUUUUUUCACCCUCCCAUUCGUAUUCAUUGAUAUACUCGAUACACUGAUUAUUAUUAUUUAGUUGUUUUUAAUUGAUUUGGUAGCAAAAAAAUCCUGGUAUUUUUCUACGCAUGUGUCUAAUUAUUAAGUAAUCUGCAGGAGUAUGCUAAAUAAAAGAAAUUAAUUGUACUGUCCCGGUAAUUGUGGAAGAAUAAAAAGGUGUGAAAAGAA